Aphidius gifuensis is the source of this 4525-nucleotide messenger RNA. It is a transcript of the gene Polr3A, whose product is annotated as DNA-directed RNA polymerase III subunit RPC1. Bases 181 to 4320 code for a protein of 1379 amino acids. Gene Ontology annotation, biological process: DNA-templated transcription. Gene Ontology annotation, molecular function: DNA-directed RNA polymerase activity; DNA binding. The transcript is spliced from 4 exons. The record is from RefSeq and is a predicted model, not a curated record. NCBI's taxonomy places the organism in Eukaryota, Metazoa, Arthropoda, Insecta, Hymenoptera, Braconidae.
CACGACUGAUUAAUCAUAAUUGUUUUUUUUUAUAAAAAAACAAUUGAAUAUGAUUAUUUAAUGUGAUUCAUUUUUAUCAUUUUAUAAAUUGUUUAUCAAAAGUUGAAAUAAUCAACAUUUCAACACAUAAAAAGUGUAAAAUAAUAUUAUCGGCAUUACUGGCUAACCUCACAAUUAAAAAUGGUUAAGGAAUUAUAUCGUGAAGGCGAUUCUAAUCGUUUAAUUAAACACGUACAGUUUGGUGUCUCCAGUAGUACAGAGAUAAAACAACAAGGUCAUGUACCAGUUGUUGGAUCAGCUUUAUACACCGAGAUUGGUCAUGCACCAAGACCAUUUGGUGCACUUGAUAAACGUAUGGGUGUUACUGAAAAGGGUCAACACUGUCAAACAUGUGGAAAAGGUUUACAAGAUUGUAUUGGACAUUUUGGUUACAUGGAUCUUGAGUUACCAGUAUUUCAUGUUGGUUUUUUUCGUCAAAUAAUAUCAAUAUUACAAAUGAUAUGUAAAAAAUGUUCACGUGUUAUGCUUGAUCCAGAUCUUAAAAAUGAAUAUUUACGUAAAAGUAAAAAUUCAAAACUUGAUUAUGUUGCUAAAAAAAUAUUGAAAAAACAAAUAUUAGAAAAAGUUAAAAAAACAACAAUAUGUCCAUACUGUAAAGAAUUAAAUGGUGUUGUUAAAAAAGGUGGUUUAUUAAAAAUAGCACAUGAUAAAUAUCGUUCAAAAAAAAAAGACAACCCAAUUGUAUUAAAAAAAUUAGCUGAAUAUGAUAAUAUAUUUGAUGAAAAUAAAGAAAUUAAACAAAUACUUGAAAAAAGUAUGGUACAAACAUUAAAUCCACUUGAAGUUGAAGCAUUAUUUAAAGCAAUACCACUAGAGGAUAUGAGUUUAUUAAUGAUUGCAAAUGAUGCUAAACCAGAGGAUUUAGUUAUACGAAGAAUACCAGUACCACCAAUAUGUAUACGUCCAAGUGUUAAAUCAGAUUUUCGUGCUGGUACAAAUGAAGAUUCAUUAACUGGUAAAUUAACUGAAAUACAAAUAAUAAAUACUGCAAUUGGUAAACACAUUGCAUCUGGUGCUAAAAUACAAAAUUAUAAUGAACACUGGGAAUUUUUACAGCUACAUGUAUCAUUAUAUAUUAAUAGUGAAAUGUCUGGUAUACCAUUAAAUAUGCAACCUAAAAAAUCACUACGUGGUAUUGUACAAAGAUUAAAAGGUAAACAGGGUCGUUUUCGUGGUAAUUUAUGUGGUAAAAGAGUUGAUUAUUCAAGUCGUACUGUUAUAUCACCAGAUCCAAAUUUACGUAUUGAACAAGUUGGUAUACCAAAAUAUGUUGCUAAAAUAUUAACAUAUCCACAACACGUUAAUAGUGCAAAUAUUGAAUUAUUAAGAAAACUAAUAAUAAAUGGUCCAGAUGUACAUCCAGGUGCAAAUUUUGUAAAAGAUAAAGAUACAAAAAAUCGUAAAUUUCUUAAAUAUGGUAAUCGUCAUAAAAUUGCACAGGAUUUAAAGUAUGGUGAUAUUGUUGAACGACAUUUAAUGGAUAAUGAUCUUGUGCUAUUUAAUCGUCAACCAUCACUUCAUAGAUUAAGUAUAAUGUCACACAGAGCUAAAGUAUUGGAACAUAGAACAUUUAGAUUUAAUGAAUGUGCAUGUACACCAUAUAAUGCUGAUUUUGAUGGUGAUGAAAUGAAUAUACAUUUACCACAAACUGAAGAAGCAAGAGCUGAGGCACUUAUUUUAAUGUCAUCAAAAUCAAAUCUUGUUACACCACGUAAUGGUGAAUUAAUCAUUGCAGCAACACAAGAUUUUAUAACUGGUGGUUAUUUAAUAACACAAAAAGAUACAUUUUUUAAUAGAAUACAAGCAUGGGAAUUGGCAAGUUGUUUAUUAGCUGGUGACGAUUCAAAUAUGGAUAUAAAAUUACCAAUACCAGCAAUUAUUAAACCAUAUGAAUUAUGGACUGGUAAACAAAUAUUUAGUUUAAUAUUACGUCCAAAUGAUAAAACUAAAAUUAAAGCAAAUCUUGAAACACGUGUUAAAGUUAAAUUACAAUCAAAAUUAUAUAAAAGAGAAUUUUGUUUAGCUGAGGGUUAUGUAAUUAUUAGAAAUUCUGAAUUAAUUGCUGGUGCAAUGGUCAAGCUGACACUUGGUUCUGGUUCAAAAAAUAAUAUAUUUUAUAUAUUACUACGUGAUUGGGGUGAAGAAUCAGCAACAACAGCAAUGUGGAGAUUAGCUAGAAUGGCUAGUCAUUAUUUAAUGAAUCGUGGUUUUUCAAUUGGUAUUAGUGAUGUUAAACCAGAUAAAAAACUUAUUCAAGGAAAAUUAGAACUUCUUGAUAAAGGUUAUGAACAAUGUGAUGAAUUUAUUGAAGAAAUGAAAAGUGGACGAAUGAAAAAUAUACCUGGUAUGUCUAUUGAAGAAACACUUGAAUCAAAAUUACUUGGUACAUUAUCAAAACUUCGUGAUGAAGCUGGUAAUACAUGUUUUGAAAAUCUUCAUCCAAGUAAUAGUCCAUUAAUAAUGGCAAAAUCUGGUAGUAAAGGUAGUUAUAUUAAUAUUGCACAAAUGAUUGCUUGUGUUGGACAACAAGCUGUUAGUGGUAAACGUGCACCAGAUGGUUUUGAAAAUCGUUCAUUACCACAUUAUGAAGUUAAUUCAAAAGCACCAGCAGCAAAAGGUUUUGUAUCAAAUUCAUUUUUUUCUGGUUUAACACCAACUGAAUUUUUUUUUCAUACAAUGGGUGGACGUGAGGGUCUUGUUGAUACUGCUGUUAAAACAGCUGAAACUGGUUAUAUGCAACGUCGUUUAGUUAAAAGUUUAGAAGAUCUUUGUUUAAGUUAUGAUAUAACUGUUAGAAAUUCAGUUAAUGAAGUUAUACAAAUUGUUUAUGGUGGUGAUGGUCUUGAUCCAUCAUAUAUGGAAGGUGAUGAUCGUCCAGUUAAUUUUGAACGUGUAUUAAAUCAUGUUAGAGCAAUAUUACCAGAUAAAAAUGAAAAAUCAUUUGAUGGACCAACACUUGAAAAAGCAACAAUGACAUUAUUAGGAGGUGAUGAGUAUUCAUGUUUAAGCUAUGAUUUUAAAGAUAAAUUAAUUAAAUUUUUAUUAUCAAUAGCUGAUAAAAUAACAUUAAAUAGAAAAUAUUAUCCAGAAGAAUCAAAAAUUUCACAACAAUUAGAACGUAUAACAUUAUCACAACUUGUUGAAUUUGUAUUUACAUGUAAAGAAAAAUAUAUGAAAUCGAAAGUUGAACCUGGUACAGCUGUUGGUGCAUUAGCAGCACAAAGUAUUGGUGAACCUGGUACACAAAUGACACUUAAAACAUUUCAUUUUGCUGGUGUUGCAUCAAUGAAUAUAACACAAGGUGUACCACGUAUUAAAGAAAUUAUAAAUGCAACAGCUAAAAUAAGUACACCAAUUGUAUCAGUUAAACUUGAAGUUGAUAAUGAUCCUGAUAAGGCUAGAAUUGUCAAAGGAUUAAUUGAAAGAACAACUAUUGGUGAAAUUACAGAAUUUAUGGAAGAAAUUUAUCGUCCAGAUGAUUGUUUUCUUCUUCUUAAACUUGCUACUAACAGAAUGCAAUUACUUCAAUUACAAGUUAAUGCUGAAUCAAUAAGAUUUUCAUUAAUUAAAUCAAAACUUAAAUUAAAUCCACGUGAUGUUACUGUUAUGAGUGAUUCAAUAAUAUCUAUUAGACCAAAUUCUGAUAAACACAGUAUGAAUUAUCAAUUAUCAAUGUUAAAAGAAUCUGUUCUUAAUAUUGUCGUUCAAGGAAUACCAUCUAUUUCACGAGCUGUUAUUAAUAAAAAUGAAGGUGGAAAAACAACAACGUAUCAAGUAUUUGUUGAAGGUGAUAAUCUUCGAGAUAUCAUGGCAACAUGUGGUGUUGAUGGACAUAAAACAAAAUCAAAUAAUACUAUUGAGGUGGCCAAAACAUUGGGUAUUGAAGCUGCAAGAAAAGUCAUUGGUAGAGAAAUUAAAAGUGUCAUGGCAACUCAUGGAAUGAGUAUUGAUAGAAGACAUGUUAUGCUUGUUGCUGAUUUAAUGGCAGCUAGAGGAGACAUACUUGGUAUAACUCGUCAAGGUUUAGCUAAAAUGAAAGAAUCUGUUUUAAAUUUAGCAUCGUUUGAAAAAACAGCUGAUCAUUUAUUUGAUGCUGCAUAUUAUGGACAAAAAGAUGAAAUAUGUGGAGUAUCUGAAUCAGUUAUCAUGGGAAUACCAGUUCCAAUUGGUACUGGUUCUUUUAAAUUGUUACAAAAAUCAAAUCGUGAUGAGAUCACCAAAAGUUCACUUAUUUUUGAUGCACCAAAUGACAAUCCAUAAAAUCAAAACUUUCCAUGAAAUUAUCAGACCAUCAAGUACAUAAUAUUGUCAAUAUAAUAAUUAUUAUUUCAACAUUAAACAGUUUUGUAAAUAUAAAUUAAUAAAUGAUUAGUUUAUCAUUUUUUAUUUUAGUUUGUUCAUUCAAUGGAAAAUUUUAGUCAAUAAUCUAAAUAUAAUGGGGACAUGUAUAUAUAUUUUUUUUUAU